Molecule: messenger RNA, 1511 nt
Organism: Ornithodoros turicata
Lineage: Eukaryota; Metazoa; Arthropoda; Arachnida; Ixodida; Argasidae
Product: protein phosphatase Mn(2+)-dependent 1K-like
Exons: 5
Coding region: 93-1187 (364 amino acids)
Biological process (GO): peptidyl-threonine dephosphorylation
Cellular component (GO): mitochondrion; nucleus; cytosol
Molecular function (GO): protein serine/threonine phosphatase activity; cation binding
Source: RefSeq, a predicted model, not a curated record
CAUCAUCAUCCAUAUUUGCAUCAGUUGCGUUUUCGCUUGAAUCUGCGAGCCGCAGGCCGCGGUCUCUUCACACGCUGAAAUUCAGUGUCUGCAUGUGCAUGUCCCAUCUCAUUUUAAGGUGCAACCCAGUAGGGGCUACAAAGUUUAAUAAAAAUGCCUUUAAAGUGCUGCAACAGUCGAUACGCUUGAAACAAGUUGUGUCCGAUCCUGAGAAUCGGGGUGAUCGUCAACAACACGUAAAUUUUGACACCUUGGGUACUUGGGAUAACAGGAUAGACUUGCCCCUGCUCCUGCAACAGAGCAUCAAAGCUGGAAAGCCGAUACCACGAAUCUCUGGAGAACAUGCCGGCUGUGCAACACUUUUGGGACGAAGGACUUAUAACGAAGACAGAUAUAGGGUCAAGGAGCUUCUGCCAGACCUGCUGUACUUUGCCGUCUUCGAUGGCCACGGAGGAUCAGCGUGUGCAGACUAUUGUGCGCAACACAUGGAGGAACAUAUCUUAUAUUGGCUGAAAAGAAGAGAGAGUGACCUAGAAACAGUGCUUCAGUCGGCGUUCUUGGACAUAAACAACGCGUUUGCAAGAUAUGUUGCGUUUAAUUGGCCAGAUGGUGAUGAAUCCUCGUCUGGAACUACAGCGACUGUCUGCCUUCUAAGAAACAGCACAGAGAUGGCGGUUGCACAUGUAGGGGAUAGCAGAGCCAUACUCUGCCGAAGUGGAGAGGUUCGCAGGCUGACAACAGAUCAUCAGGCUGGACAGAAAUUAGAAGGAGAAAGAAUCAAGAUGUCAGGCGGGAGGGUAAUCACGGACAGUCUUGGGCGUACACUUGUCAAUGGCCGCUUGGCUAUGACGCGAAGCCUUGGAGACUUGGACUUGAAGCCAUUUGGAGUUAUUCCCCUUCCAGAUACUAGAUCGCUAGAGGUGAAACAUGGAAAAGACGCCUUCGUGAUUCUAACCACAGACGGUGUCAACUGCGUCAUGUCUGACCAGGAGAUCGUAGACGCAGUGAACAGCUGCAGCACGCCCCGGGAGGCCGCAGGAUUCGUUGCUGACCAGGCCAUGCAUUUUGCCUCCCAGGAUAACGCCACCGCUAUAGUGAUGCCUUUCGGGACUUGGGGGAAGUACCGUAAUAGCGGGGGCUGCAUGAGUAGCCUGGGACGCAAUUUACAAUUCAGCAGGAGGUUCUAGAAACAUUGGGGAAAGAAUUAAUGGAAAUGAAGGGAAGGUCUUCUUAACAGCAUAGAUAACCCCUUAUUUAAGAUAAGACGCAUGUUGAGUUGUUAACUAACUAAAUUAUAUUUUUAAAACUGGAUUGAAAGAAAAUAAAAAUUAAAAAACAUUAUUUAUGGAACAGUGAGUGUACUGUCUGCAUUUCAAGGUUGUGGAGAUGGUAUCCAGAAUCACAUUUCUUUAGAAACAAAUACUGAAAAUGCCAGUGUGUGGCUGUCGACAAAAUACAGAAAUGUCUUUUUUUUUUUUUUUUACUUUCAAUAAAUGGUGAUAUGUAUUCUA